Molecule: messenger RNA, 957 nt
Organism: Eptesicus fuscus (big brown bat)
Lineage: Eukaryota; Metazoa; Chordata; Mammalia; Chiroptera; Vespertilionidae
Gene: PFDN6
Product: prefoldin subunit 6
Exons: 4
Coding region: 476-865 (129 amino acids)
Biological process (GO): protein folding; chaperone-mediated protein complex assembly
Cellular component (GO): cytoplasm; prefoldin complex
Molecular function (GO): protein-folding chaperone binding
Source: RefSeq, a predicted model, not a curated record
AGGCGGACCUUGGUCCCGCUCCUCCGAGUGGCUGCUUAUGCACGAGUAACGAAAGAAAGGCAAGUCCGGGACCAGGUCCCAAGAAACGGUGCGGUUGAUUUUUCCAUCUUCGCGUCUCCAUCUUUCCUGGAAUCUUCAAAAUUUGUAUUUUUAGCAGAAUGCCGCUUAUUAAACGCGUCUGAACUACAAUUCCCGGCAAGCAUCAGAUGGUAGCAUUCCCAGCAUUCUUUGUUUACUUCCGGGUUUAUAAUUACUGAAGGGAGAACGAGUGAGGCAGGGUUUCGGUUUGGGGUCUCGUUUCAACUGCCACCCCCUACGGCCUGGGCCGUGUGGAUACGAACGGGAGAAGCUGCUGUGCCCCGAGAGGCCGCCGCUCAAGAGUGCUGUCAUCUCCGCAAGCCAGGCCUUACCGGGAGCUCGGGGGCCUUCCAGAGUGAGACACCCAGCGCCCCUCUCCCGCCGGCUCGCCGCCGCCAUGGCUGAGCUGAUCCAGAAGAAGCUACAGGGAGAAGUGGAGAAAUACCAGCAGCUGCAGAAGGACUUGAGUAAAUCCAUGUCAGGGCGGCAGAAGCUUGAAGCACAACUAACAGAAAAUAAUAUCGUGAAGGAGGAACUGGCCUUGCUGGAUGGGUCCAACGUGGUCUUUAAACUUCUGGGUCCCGUGCUGGUCAAACAGGAGCUGGGGGAGGCUCGGGCCACAGUAGGGAAGAGACUGGACUAUAUCACAGCUGAAAUUAAGCGAUACGAAUCCCAGCUCCGGGACCUCGAGCAGCAGUCAGAGCAACAGAGGGAGACCCUUGCUCAGCUGCAGCAGGAGUUCCAGCGGGCCCAGGCGGCAAAGGCAGGGGCUCCUGGCAAGGCCUGACCCUAUGGUUGGGGGGCAGGGGAACCCAGGCAGCUCUAGGGUCUAUACUGUAGCUAAUAAAAUGUGAAAACACCUGGCUGUUUGACCAGCCA